Molecule: messenger RNA, 2232 nt
Organism: Nomascus leucogenys (northern white-cheeked gibbon)
Lineage: Eukaryota; Metazoa; Chordata; Mammalia; Primates; Hylobatidae
Product: disintegrin and metalloproteinase domain-containing protein 20-like
Biological process (GO): male gonad development; proteolysis
Cellular component (GO): external side of plasma membrane; plasma membrane; sperm head plasma membrane
Molecular function (GO): metalloendopeptidase activity
Source: RefSeq, a predicted model, not a curated record
AUGGGACCUGCCUGGGUCCAGGACCCCUUGACAGGUGCUCUCUGGCUGCCUGUCCUCUGGGCACUCUUGUCCCAGGUCUAUUGUUUUCAUGACCCACCAGGAUGGCGCUUCACUUCCUCAGAAAUUGUGAUCCCCAGGAAAGUGCCCCACAGGAGGGGUGGAGUUGAGAUGCCAGACCAACUCUCUUACAGCAUGCGUUUCCGGGGCCGAAGACACGUGAUUCACAUGACGCUCAAGAAGAACAUGAUGCCCAGACAUUUACCUGUUUUUACUAAUAAUGACCAAGGGGCCAUGCAGGAGAACUACCCUUUUGUCCCACAAGACUGUUACUACGACUGCUACCUGGAAGGGGUUCCUGGGUCUGUGGCCACAUUGGACACCUGCCGUGGAGGUCUGCGUGGCAUGCUGCAGGUGGAUGACCUGACUUAUGAAAUCAAACCCCUGGAGGCUUCUUCCAAAUUUGAGCAUGUAGUAUCUCUGCUUGUGUCAGAAGAAAGACCAGGAGAGGUUAGUAGAUGUAAGACUGAAGGGGAAGAGACAGAUCAAGGAUCUGAAAAGGUAAAACUGGCUGAAACUCCCAGAGCAGGCCACGUUUAUUUGUGGAGGCAUCACAGAAAAAACUUGAAACUUCACUACACGGUUACUAAUGGAUUAUUCAUGCGGAACCCUAAUAUGUCACACAUAAUAGAGAAUGUAGUGAUUAUUAACAGCAUCAUACAUACCAUUUUCAAACCAGUUUAUUUAAAUGUCUAUGUACGUCUUUUGUGCAUAUGGAAUGAUAUGGAUAUAGUAAUGUUGUAUAACAUGCCUGCCGAAAUGGUUGUAGGAGAGUUUGGUUUGUGGAAAUAUUAUGGAUGGUUUUCACAAAUUCCACAUGAUACCUCAGUUGUUUUUACAGCACAUCGACUUAAAAACAGUGAGUGUUAUGCCAGCUUUGAUGGAAUAUGCAACCCCAACUGGGGAGCAAUGUUUGUGUAUUUAAUGAAUUAUCACCUAUUUAGGGGGGCAUGUGUUACAGCACAUGCACUAGGUCAUAACAUGGGCUUGAGACAUGAUUCUGUUGGUUGUUAUUGUUUUCGACGAACCAACUGUCUCAUGGCUCCUGUUCCUGAUCUUAAUGAUAUGAUGAGCAAUUGUUCUUAUGAGAUAAUUCAACACAAGUUUAAUCAGUGGGAUCCUUGUUUGAGUGCUCCAAAUGUUCCAUACACUAAUUUUCCAUACGUAGCUCCUCGUUGUGGAGACAAGAUCAAAAAUCAGAGGGAAGAAUGUGACUGUGGCUCCCUUAAAGAUUGUGCCAGUGAUAGAUGUUGUGAGACCUCUUGUACCCUUUCUCUUGGCAGUGUUUGCAAUACAGGACUUUGCUGCCAUGAGUGUAAAUAUGCUGCCCCUGGAGUGGUUUGCAGAGACUUGGGUGGUAUAUGUGAUCUACCGGAAUACUGUGAUGGGAAAAAGGAAGAGUGUCCAAAUGACGUCUACAUCCAGGAUGGAACCCCUUGUUCAGCAGUAUCUGUUUGUAUAAGAGGAAACUGCAGUGACCGUGAUAUGCAGUGUCAAGCCCUUUUUGGCUACCAAGUGAAAGACGGUUCCCCAGCGUGCUAUCAAAAAUUGAAUAGGAUUGGUAACCGAUUUGGAAACUGUGGGGUUAUUCUACGGCGAGGGGGAAGUAGACCUUUUCCAUGUGAAGAAGAUGAUGUUUUUUGUGGAAUGCUGCACUGUAGCGGUGUCAACCACAUUCCCGGUGGAGGUGAGCACACUACAUUUCGUAAUAUAUUAGUACACGACAUAAAAGAAGAAAAAUGCUUUGGCUAUGAAGCACACCAGGGGACAGACUUGCCAGAAAUGGGGCUGGUAGUGGAUGGUGCAACCUGUGGCCCAGGGAGCUACUGUCUUAAACACAAUUGUACUUUUUAUCAAGACCUGCAUUUUGAGUGUGAUCUUAAAACAUGCAAUUACAAAGGAGUAUGUAACAACAAAAAACAUUGUCACUGUCUGCAUGAGUGGCAACCACCAACAUGUGAACUGAGAGGAAAAGGGGGUAGUAUAGAUAGUGGCCCUCCACCUGACAAACAAUAUCGUAUUACAGGCAGCAUACUUGUGAAUAUAAACCGAGUACUACUUUUAAUAUUUACUCGUUGCACCCUUUUUCUGGUUUCACUUCUCCUUGGUGGCUUUUCACAAGCAAUAGAAUUUAUGGAAAAGACAGUAUUGAAAACUACUGAACCUAAUGAGUAA